AUGAGAGCAGCUGUCCGGUCUUCAAGCGAUGACAUUCCAGACGAAGAGAUUGUUGAAGAAGUUACGGAAGUCACCAAAGAGGAGGAGGAAGACCCCUUGACUUUUGCGCAGCAGAUUGCACUUGCACACGACGUCACCAAAGAAGAACACGCGGCUUACGAAGCGGCGCAGGCUAGAAAGGCAGAGAAGCACGCCAAGGGGCAGGCGGCCGCACUAGCGGCAUUCCAAGCAGCGAGCAAAGCUGCUCCCCCUCAAAUGAAAAAGGGCGCUAACAGAAAGUCCUUUGCCAAGCUCGGGGCAACGGGAAGGCUGAGGCCUGGUGCCGCGGUGCUCAAAGGAUUCCCGGCAGUGCCACCAGGGGGAAACAGCAGGGGGGAGGCAGCAGAAGGCGCCAGCCAGCAAGCAGGGGAUAACUGCAAGAACAAAGUUCCUGAGCAAGGCACCAAGAAGGCACCAGCACGGGAGACAGAGGCAAAGAAGGCGGCAGCAGGUAUUAGCUUUUGA
This is a messenger RNA of Klebsormidium nitens, 504 nucleotides long. The record is from the annotation of a GenBank genome assembly. NCBI's taxonomy places the organism in Eukaryota, Viridiplantae, Streptophyta, Klebsormidiophyceae, Klebsormidiales, Klebsormidiaceae.